AUGCAGAGGUGCUUCGGAGUGUUGUGCGUAUCCCUGAUUGCCUGCGCCACUCUGUCUGAGACCAUCGGACUCGUCAUUGCGACUAAAGAGAAGCGGGGCUGGACUCUGAACAGCGCAGGAUACCUCUUAGGUCCCCGUCGUAUUGAUCACCUAAUUCAGAUAAAGGAUUCUCCCAGUGCCAGAGGCAGAGAAGAGGUUGUCCCUCAAUAUGGCAUUGACGGACACCGGACACUUGGAGACAAAUCAGGUCUGGCUGGCAAGAGAGACAUGGUCCAAGACGAAGACUUCAGAACAGGUCCAUUGAGAUUAUCUGGUGAGGAUAUAAGCCACACAAUUAUCAACUUCCUAUCAUAUCUAAAACUUAAAGAAAUCGGAGCUUUGGAUAACCUUCCCUCCUCCUUGACAUCAGAAGAGCUGGCCAAUCCCUAAUCUGUCUGUUUUCUUUACCA
Messenger RNA from Lampris incognitus (smalleye Pacific opah), 449 nucleotides. It is a transcript of the gene gal, whose product is annotated as galanin/GMAP prepropeptide. The record is from RefSeq and is a predicted model, not a curated record. The transcript has 6 exons. The coding region runs from base 1 to 429 and encodes 142 amino acids. NCBI's taxonomy places the organism in Eukaryota, Metazoa, Chordata, Actinopteri, Lampriformes, Lampridae. Gene Ontology annotation, molecular function: hormone activity. Gene Ontology annotation, cellular component: extracellular region.